Molecule: messenger RNA, 1734 nt
Organism: Saccostrea cuccullata (small rock oyster)
Lineage: Eukaryota; Metazoa; Mollusca; Bivalvia; Ostreida; Ostreidae
Exons: 3
Coding region: 1-1734 (577 amino acids)
Source: RefSeq, a predicted model, not a curated record
AUGUAUGGUUUACGUCGCAUUGGUGAGCUAGCUGCUAAGACCCAUGGACAGGAAGUGAAAGACUUCAUUGUGAACGACUUUUACGUAGACGACGGCUUGAAAUCUUGUGCAACUACUUAUGAGGCAGUCAGCCUCAUACACAAAACUCAGGAUGCCAUGAAGGAGUAUGUUUCUAGUGAAAACAAACCGUCUACAAGGAGAGGUGUACUUUCUGUUGUGAACCGUCUUUAUGAUCCUCUCGGAUUCAUCGCCCCAGUUAUUGUUCAGGGCAAGAUCAUUUUGCGGAAAGUAGUGUCAGACACGUCAGACUGGGAUGAAGCCCUACCUGAUUACCUACUUGAAGAAUGGGAGAAAUGGAAGAAUGACUUACCCGACUUGGAAAAGUUACAAAUUCCUCGAGUGAUUGUUCCUAAUCUGAGCGAAGCACAUAGGAAAGAACUACUCAUUUUCUGUGAUGCGUCCGAACUAGCCAUAGCUGCUGUUUGCUAUUUAAAGGUGCACUAUCCCGAUGGUUCUACUUCUCAAGGCUUCGUUUUAGGGAAAGCGAAAGUGGCCCCUGUCAGUGGACAUACAAUCCCUAGACUAGAACUUUGUGCCGCGGUACUUGCUGUAAAUGUAGGACAAACAGCAAAAGAACAGCUAAAGAUAGAAAUAGACGAUGUGAAAUAUUUUAGUGACAGUCGGAUUGUGUUAGGAUACAUAAACAAUGCUAAGAAACGAUUUUUUGUGUACGUCGCUAAUACGUAUUGCUCACAUUCUCAGUCUCGUGAUCCAUCACAAUGGUCCUACAUACGUAGUGAAAUUAACCCAGCAGAUAAAACAGACAUCAUAACUUCUGAAGAACAUUUUCCUCUUGUGAGUCCCGAGGAAGACAAGGAAAUCCGCUGUAACAAAACUGACAUUGAGACAAAAUCAGCUUACGGCCUGAGCAAUGAUUUCCUUACAAAAUUCUCAAAGUGGAACAAACUUGUAGCAGUGGUUGUUAAAGUUUAUGGAUUUAUUCAGAAGUGUCGUAAAGCAGAGAGCAUGAUGAGUGAUGUUGACCUUCUGUGCAAAGCUGAAAUGGUCAUUAUCAGAGACAUUCAGCAGAAAUUCUAUUCUGAGGAAAUUGAAAACUUACAGGACUCUAAACCUUUGUCAAAAAACAGUCCUAUUCAAAAACUAGACCCGUACAUUGACAGUGAAGGCAUUUUACGUGUUGGUGGUCGUUUGCGAAACCUCAGUGCUGAUGCUUCAUUCAAAAAUCCAAUGAUUCUACCUGCAAAACAUCAUGUAACUACUCUUAUCGUCAGAAAACUUCACUCAGAUGUCAAACACCAAGGACGUCAUAUUACAGAGGGUCAUAUUCGUUCAUCUGGAUUUUGGAUCGUUGGAGGUAAAAGACUUGUGUCAUCUGUCCUUCAUAAGUGCAUCACUUGCAGGAAGCUUAGAAAAGUACCAGAAUACCAGAAAAUGUCUAACUUACCUGAGGAUCGUCUCAUACCAGGACAACCACCCUUCUCUAACGUUGGAGUUGACAUUUUUGGACCGUGGAACAUUAUCACACGACGUAACAGAGGUGGCGCAGCAAACAGUAAAAAGAUGGGCUGCUCUAUUCACUUGCCUCGUUACCAGGGCUGUACAUAUCGAAGUCAUAGAGGAAAUGACAUCAUCUUCAUUCUGGAUUUAUCGCCAUUCGGGUCUUUCGAUCUGACAGAGGAACAAAUUUCAUUCGUGCUGCCAGUUUCAAUGUGA